Molecule: messenger RNA, 765 nt
Organism: Sabethes cyaneus
Lineage: Eukaryota; Metazoa; Arthropoda; Insecta; Diptera; Culicidae
Gene: sra
Product: protein sarah
Exons: 1
Coding region: 1-765 (254 amino acids)
Biological process (GO): calcium-mediated signaling
Cellular component (GO): nucleus; cytoplasm
Molecular function (GO): calcium-dependent protein serine/threonine phosphatase regulator activity; nucleic acid binding
Source: RefSeq, a predicted model, not a curated record
AUGUCACAGCAAUUAGCCGCUGCUAGCGAGCUGGAUGCCAGCACGCCAGACGAGAACCUGUUCAUAAAUCCGACCGAUGGCCUACCGAACGAACAUCCGGCCCUGCCGAGCGCCUACGACUCGGACAACGAAUCCAAUCCGGUGGACGAUGAUUUGCUGGAUGAUCUGCCAACGUCAAUUAUCGUCACCAACAUUCACUCGGAGGUGUUCGCCAGCGAAGAGCUGAAGGCCCGAAUGGAAGAACUGUUCAAAACGUUCUCCGAUACCGCAACGUUCCAGUGGUUGAAGAGUUUUCGCCGGCUGCGGGUUAACUAUGACUCAGCGAUAGCUGCUGCGAACGCUCGCAUUCAGUUGCAUCAGUAUCCUUUCGGAAAGUCCAUCAUAACCUGCUACUUGGCUCAACCGGUGACACCGGUUUCAAAUCCCAACUUGAAGCCACCGAAGCCCUUCAAGCAGUUUCUCAUUUCCCCGCCCGCUUCUCCACCGGCCGGUUGGGAGCCGGCAGAAGAAAACGAACCACUGGUCAAUCACGAUCUGCUGGCGGCGCUGGCAAGUUUAACUCCGGGCGAAAUUCACGAAAUCCAUGCCCAAUCGGACAACCAUCCCGGUAUUGUGCUGCACACGGCCCAGCUUGGCUUCGGGACGGACGACCUAACCAGUAAAUCCGGCGGUAGCAGCUUCGAGGAAGACGAAGAUGGCAAUAUGGUACCGCGGAAGGGUCGCAUCGUGCAGACCCGCUGUCCGGAGCGGAAGAACUCGACCUAA